Echinostoma caproni is the source of this 4575-nucleotide messenger RNA. Lineage: Eukaryota; Metazoa; Platyhelminthes; Trematoda; Plagiorchiida; Echinostomatidae. The record is from the annotation of a GenBank genome assembly.
AUGCGCACGAGCCUGGCACAAAAUAAUGGCGAACGCACCCCCCUACCUCUGGCAGCUGUAUUAUCUAGUGCCGAAGCAACCGCGGCACGACCAUCUGUCUAUUCUCCUGUGCCAAGCGAAUCCGGUGAACCACAAACCUUUUCACGAUCCAGUGAACUGCAUGAACGCAUUCCCAGUCCAACCCCCAUUCCCGGAGGGAUACAAACGCGUAUUGUCCGUGAGGAUUUGGCCCCUGAAUAUGACUUAACACGGCCACUGAACGGUUCGAACGACCAAUCAAGCCAUCCAAGUUAUCAACCAAAUCAAGAAAUCUCAAUCACCAGCAAAGGACAGAGCAGUAGGAGUAUACCGUUAAAGACUUCUCAAGUUCAGUAUAGACAGCCUCAGUUAGUUUCAGAUAUGGAACGGGACGGUGUGCAGAUCCGAGAUUCAUUCAAAAGGCAUGAAAAUGCUACGGAUAGCGUUCACUCGCGUUCAUCUCAAGCGAUGGUACAACCAAUAUGCGAGUACGAUGUGCACAAUUUUGGCAUUUCGCAAACAAGAUCCAUAUAUCAAGGGUCCAAACCGGAACAAGAUAUACAAGCCGCAUCGCAAAGAACGAGUCGAAUCAUGCAUGGCAAUGCAGACUAUGUGGACGCUUCAGUUAGACUGGUGAUGGGACCCCAAGUGCCUGUACCGAUGAAACCUGAACGCUCGUACAUAGCCAGUCCAGCACCAGGUAUUGAACAGGAAGUCACAUGGAAUUCUGCACAGAACCAAACUGAAUUAUUCAGUUCUAUGCCGGAAACCAUUCACGAUCAGAUCGAGGCCACGGCUAGUCCAAACCAGUUCAUCGAACGGUCUAUAGUUAUUUCCUAUGACAAAAGACAAAGCGUUCCCGAAAGUUCACGUGCAGUUCAGUUAAUGCAAGCACCAAAACACACAAGCACACCAAUUGAAAAUACUGCAAGUAGAAGCUCUGCUGUUCAUCGAUUGCGCAAUAUCAGUCCCAGUCCACCCAGAUCGAGUCUGCGACCGUUGCUUCCAAAAUCUUUGGAUGUUAGAACAACGCAAGCGAAAUGGCAACUUCGACCUAUUCCAACAGAGACCGAAAUUCGUGAGAGACUUCGCAGUCGAAGUCGUCAACGAGCCGAGGAACGUCAAUCUCGAGCGAAACACCCAGAUGCUCCACUAACACAAACCUAUCGCCCGAGAAGUUCUCGUUCAGAUUCUCGUUACAGAUGUACUGACUUGGACUCGGCAAUCGCAGAAUCUCGGGCUGAUACAGCGGAAUCAGGAACCAUGCAUUCAUCUGUGCACGAAAGUGAACCAUUAUCCGAGGCCAAACAGUCAUCCUCUCUAUUUGACUUGGAUGCUCAAACACAAAAACUCUCCUCAACUAGUCAACUUGGAAAUGCCCAAACGCAUGAUAUAGUGACGAAAUCAGAACGCAAAUUUUUCGGGGACGCAAAGUCAUAUAAUUCUUUGUUGGAAACAGACAUCGAUACUGGUGAAAACUUCGAACGCCCGCUGAUGCUGGAAACGGAUGUGGAUAGACUAGAUACUCGGAUCAAUAAUGUUCCUAUCGGUCAAGAUGGACUGGACAAUAAAACACAAAGUUUGUUCAAUCUCACUUUUGCUAACACCCCGGGGCAAUAUCGUCGACAAAACACGGGUGAGUCGAACCCAACAGACAACAUCAUUUCGAGUCGUAUGGGCACAUCCCAGUCAUCCGGAAUCACUAUGGAAAAUUGGCAACGCACAAAGAGUCUACAGGGUCUUUCACACAGAAGUCAGGAAUCUCCAGGUCCGAAGACCGAGGGAGAAUUUCGUCAUCACUCGCGAUUGAAUGGAGUCGGUGCCAAAGGCUUGAUUGAAAGACUGCGCGACCGGGCCAAGUCUAGUUAUGAAUUGCGAAUCGCUCAAUCGCUGACGAAGUUGCGAGUGCCCGACUGGUUGGACAAAGCAGAGUGUUUAAGCCGAAACUCGAUACAUGAGCAGAAUGCACUCAAUGCAGAUUCUGAGCUGAAUAUCUCAGAUUCCACCAACCGGUUUAAAAUAUCAUCAGGAUCUGAAAUACACUCUACUCGUUAUAAGCCACUACUGUCAUCCACCAGGUCAUUGUCCAGCUCUCGAAGGCAGGCAGACUCUUCGUCAACAUCAAAAUGGCUACGUAAAUCUCCCAUUAUUGAGACUGUAGCUGAGCCGACCUGGUCGCGAAUGACUGGAACCUCGGGAGCAACCGGUUUUGUUCGUCCGAGUCAACAAUUUCGUGAAAGAGGUGAGAGUUUAUCCCGUCUAAAGCCAAUUCACUCGAAAUUGUACAGUUCUAUGCGCAGUUUGGCUGCCAGUCGACCAGCCGACGACAAUCAGACCCCGGAAAGUUUACGUCCCCAAGUUGCACCGCGUCUAAAUCGAGCAAAGCUCAACGGACAUUCCGGUCAGGGCACUGUAUUCCAGUUAAGUCCUCAGGACUUUAUGCCACGACACGAACAGCUGUGGGGAAGAAACACUGAUGUUUUACCCCGUCGAUAUGGUCGGUCAAACACUGAGCCAAGGGGUGCUAUUGGUCCAAGCAUGGAAGCGGCACGUCUUGCUUACGAGCAACGCAAAGAGAGUCAGAUACAUGAUAUGAACCGUCACAGUUAUGAAUCACAAAUUUCAGACACGGAUAAUGACCAUGAGGUAGCUGUGCCACCAGUACCACCACAUCAAACUACCGGUACACAACUCAUUGGCGACGAUAUAAAACCGGCAGAUUACGACUCAGGCACUGAACAGUCGAGCGAGCAUGCACAGCCAGGGAAACAAAAUGGUGUUCUUGGUAUUCAACCUAUAGCUGAUAAUCCGCGAGGUUCCACUAUGGUCAAUGGAAAAGGUACAAUUUCGACAAAAGACGACAAAUCCGUCAUUCGAAUAGAACGUGAAUGGGAAACCUCUAAGGAACUCAGGCAAAAGGAUGCUGAACCAAAUCCAUUUGUCGAUGAAUCAUACAGCAAUCCCACUUCACCACGGGGUGAAUCAGUUCAAAGUGAANACAGUGCUUCUGAGUGGCGUUCGAUUGAUGCCGAAGGAGAAUCAGAAAGCGAGGCAACUGAUGGUUUGGACCAAAUUUCUGAUCUCACUUGUUUAACCAACCUGAUCGAUACAUGUGCCACACGCCAUCGUGCUUUGCUUGCUAACCGCCCAUCAGCCCUGGAGCAUUUAUUAACCAGUUUGGGAUGGUGGCCAUUGAAUCCACCCGUAGAACAUCAACAUUUACCUCCGACGGCAGCCGAAGCGAUCUCCAUUGCAGCGCAUGAGUUCGAUGUGGAUGAGGAUUCACAUCGGUACGAAUUUCUGCAACUUCUUCAGGGCCCGGAAAGUCGACGCCCGAUAAACCUUGGUGAAUUCGCUUUGAACCACUUGUCAGGUUCUGUGCAGCGAAAACAGCAUGAUGGGUUACUCUACAUCAGUUGUGGGCGAGCAGAAUGUAUGAAGUCACCUAUACAAGUGCAACAGGCAUCGGACUGGCGAGCAUGCGCGAAUUGUUAUACACUUUAUUGUUCACCUACUUGUCGGGCACUAGAUCGACGGGCCACUCACGAUCAUCCGACCGUUUGCUCCUUCGCUCGAGCAAAGAGAGUCUGUAACCGAGUUCUGCGAAAUCUGGCUCCGGGACAAAUUACCGGACUGACAGCACUAGCGAAAACCGGAAUGGCCAGGCUGGGUCGUGGUGGUAUACUACUACCGUUUGCUUUGAUUCGUCAUGCCGAACUAUUUUUGAAACGAGCUCAGUCACAUUCCUGGAAUACAACAGGUGAGGCAAGUGAUACGAGUCUGGAAAAAGCGACUGCUUGUUGGGAAAAGGAUCGGCAACCUAGUCCCGGUGGAUUGAUUGCUCCACCGUUGUAUUUGACGUUACAAGAGUUACAAGAACUAGACUCUACGGUAGCCAACCCUUGUAGGACGUACGCACCAUCCACUAGUAUGGUAUUGAUCAUUGUGGUAUGUGCUUAUGAACUAAUUGCCCGAACAGAUGGGAGACCGGUGCAUUUGUUUAAACAGAGCUUAGUAUUACCGUUCCCGGCACAUAGUUUAUCAAAUGGUAAACGACAAUCGAUCAGUGAAAGAACAAUUCCAGUUGCACCAGCCUUACCCGAAAAACCAACACUGCCCCAAACAAAUGGUCUUCUUGGUCGACCAGAUCGUCAAGCAGCUGCAUCUCGUGAAGCCUAUAUGAUUAGGCUACAGAGAAUGUUACGAGAGCGGGGAGUUAGCCUACGACAUCAUCAUCCAGAAAUCUACACACAGGUGGCCAAUUUUGUGGAAACCGGAGUACCCUUUUCGCCUAUUCGAAUCAGUUUCCACGAUUUUAUUCUACGCGAGGAGGUUCUCUGUGUCAUCCGACCCAUGCAUGAUCCGCAAAUUUACCCCAUUCGUCAAGUACAACAACCCCAAUGCUCAGGGCGAGAAACUGAUUAUUACGAAGAAGUCCACAAAGAACGGCACGGCAAGGUCAACCCACCGGCAACAGGUGCAAAGAAACUAAAUGCUGCAGCAGCACCAAAUCCGAGUGCGAAUAAUCAUCCCCGCUGGCAAGAAACCAAUUUCUGA